Messenger RNA from Telopea speciosissima, 2030 nucleotides. RefSeq lists its product as uncharacterized. Gene Ontology annotation, molecular function: nucleic acid binding. The transcript is spliced from 6 exons. The coding region runs from base 232 to 1212 and encodes 326 amino acids. The record is from RefSeq and is a predicted model, not a curated record. NCBI's taxonomy places the organism in Eukaryota, Viridiplantae, Streptophyta, Magnoliopsida, Proteales, Proteaceae.
CGGAUAAUAUUUCAAAAAAAAGAUCUUUUCUCCCAUAAUUACAAUUCCUGUUAGCAGUUUCUUCUCCACUUGCCGUAAGAAAGACUUCAAAAGCCAACCCGUAACCGAAAAGCACUGGUUAAGCUCUCCAGGCAAAAUAGGCGUUUCUGCAGUUCUAGGGUUUAUUAAAACCCAUCGGAAGGAAACCCACCUAAUUUUAAACAGACCCAAUUUCGCUUUGGCUGGUUCAGGAUGACCAUGACGCAAUUUGCAAUGGUUGAGGAGCUGGCGUUUCUUGUCAAAGACAAUCUUCCUUGCAAGCAUCUUGUUCUCUCCAUGGAAGAAGCUUUGGUUAAUUUUCUUCAGGAUGACACAAGCACAGAUGGGAUCCUGGAACUGGAACCUAUGAAUCCAUACAACCGCCUUCUCUUGCAUCGCCUAGCGGAUAUUUUUGGGUUUGCCCAUGAAUCUGUUGGUGAAGGAGAUGAUCGCCAUCUAGUUUUGGAACGAUGCCCAGAGUCAUCAAUACCAGCCAUCCUUGUUAGUGAUAUUUUGUGGCAGUAUGAUGGUUAUCAGUCUUCAACAACAUCGUGCCAACUACUAAGGCGGGAAGAGACGUUCCCAGCAUUGAAGAAAAAGCCAGCUUCUCUUCAACUGUCACUGGAGGAGAGAGAAGCAGCUUACCUGGCUGCUCGUGAACGAAUCUUUUCAAAAGAUGGCAAUGAAAUAAAGCAAUCUGUCUCACAGAAGCCUCGAAACGUUCCUGUGGUUGCUCGCAGGAUGAUUGCUCAUGCACUGGGCCAGAGGAUUGAUUUAUCCAAUGAUAAGACCACCCUCCUGGGAAGUAUAGAAAAUGAAAAGCAAACCGAGAAAAUUAAAGUCCAUAGAAAUUCAAGGUCUGAAACUUCUCAAGAGGCCAUUCCCCGGUCCAAUCAAUGUUUGACCUCGAGUAGUACUAGGAUGUGUGGUACACCAGUGGGCAGAUGCCCGACUAAUACUACAUCAGAGAAUGAAAAGAUGAUGCAAAAACAGCCAGUUGUUAAACAGUCUGCUAGUGUUAGUGUGCCACAAGCCGGAAACUCUGACAGAGUUGCUUGCCAGGAACAUAUUAAGCGGGAGCAUAUGGGAGCUGCAAGGAGGAUGUUCGCUCAUGCUUUGGGCCUGAAUUCAACCAAGGAGAAUCCUGGUCUUAUGUUGAAGUGCAGCGAAUCUAAGCCAACUGAUAAUGAGUAAUGGUUAAAGUUUUGAACCUAAUAUAUGGUCUAUGCGUUCUCUUGUUCUCAAAACGCUCGAAGAGAGGAACCAAAUGCCCGUGUGAAUAGUGCCUUGACUGUUAACUUUAUUCAUGAUAUCUCUUACUUCAUGGAAUGGAAGGAUAGGAGAGUAAGCCAGUGUCUUCUUAGAUUUUUGGAGGUUUCUCACUCUUCUCAGAACUGUGAAUGCCGAGACGUACAUGUCCCAUGGAAAAUGUGAAACUGCAUUCUGUGGAAGUUAUCAAAAGGGAGCUGGCUGAGAGAUUGCAUGGAAAAGAUGCUCCUUGAACUGAGGUGACUCAGAAAACUAUGAUGUUGUCGAACUGAAGAUUUGAGAGCUGAAUUUUCAUUAGUUUGUUCUGGUGAGAAGAUUGUUCUGGUGCUACAUCCUUUAUCCAACCUCAGGUUCUCUUAAAUUCUGUUGGCAUCUUGUUGAUAAUGGGAUACAUCUCAACUCACAGAGCUGAACUGGGUCAAAUUUGUUCAUUGAUGUUGGGAGAAAUUGAUGCUUACAUGCUGGUUGUUUCUCUUUCAUCACUGGUCGUUUGGAUUCUACUUUUUCAGUUGCCCAUCUUUAAGGUGAUGUACUGGAGUCACAUUGGUGGUACAUAAUAGUAAGGAUAUGAUCACCACAUCCUGGUAUGGCAGGUAGAAAUAUAACUGAAUUAUCUGUGUUCAGAGUCAGAAAAUUUCAAGUUGGUAUUAGUUAUGGACAGGCAUGACCAAUCCUUGUUUUCUUUUGGUUUAUAGAACUUAUGGUGAACGAAGCAAUGUUUAUAAUUGAUUGUUUCAAAGUAA